AGUGCACCUUGUUCCCCUCCACGGCCCCGGCGCUGAGUUUCUUCUGGGGCUUUGCCACGCACGCUGUGGCGAGGGAGCUUUGUUUCUGCCUGACUGCGGUUGUUCGUUGUGAUUUUUGGGUUGUUUCCUUCCUGCCGCCAGGUGCAGGGAGCCAUGGCAGGAGCUAUGGUACGCAUUGGUGACCAGCUCAUCCUGGAAGAAGAUUACGACGAGACGUACAUUCCCAGCGAACAAGAAAUCCGGGAUUUUGCAAGGGACAUCGGGAUCGACCCUGAGAAGGAGCCGGAGCUGAUGUGGCUGGCCAAGGAAGGCAUUGUGGCCCCGUUACCACCUGAGUGGAAGCCCUGCCAGGAUAUCACUGGUGAUAUCUACUACUUCAACUUUGCUAACGGCCAGUCCACGUGGGACCACCCCUGCGAUGACCACUACAGAGAACUUGUCACUCAGGAGCGAAAGAAGCUGCUGGCACGUGGCGGUUUGAAAAAGAAAGAGAAGAAGAAGAAAGACAAGAAAGAAAAGAAAGACAAGAAGGAUAAGCAGUCACUGAAGCAACCCACCGAAAUGCAGCCAGGGAUUCUUCCUUCGACAGCCUUUUGUCAAAUACCCUGUGCCAUUCUGUCCCCUGGGCAGGAGAGUCCCGAGCCAGAACCAGAUAGCCAGAUUAGAAAGGAAGGCCUCUUUGACAAAGGCAAAGGGAGAGCGUCCUGCGUAUCGGACUCAUGGAGACAGUUUGCAUACUUGUGGCCAGAUAACCUGCACCCUAUACUUGUAUCAGAGUUCAGCAGGCCAUGCCAGACCUUAACUGAUGCGGUGAACAUUUUAGAAACCAGCCCACCUUUCGGCAGCUUUGAUGCAGACAUCCACCAGGAGCGAGGUAUACCUUUGGCAAUACAAGAAAGUCUUUGUUCCAGUUCUUCUGACUCACAGUCUGACGAUGUAGAGGUUAGGCCAACAGUACAACCUUUGCAUGUGUUAAAGAAAUCCUGUUCGCUAGACUUUGAGAAUGUUAAAACUCCACCAGAGUCCCCUGAAGACAAAAUCCUGCUCUUUGAUGAAAAGCUGAAAGGAAAGCAGAAGAUUAAAGACGUGAUGGAUGACUGUGUCCGUAAAUCUGAUCAUCCUUUCUCAGCUGGAGAGAAAUCUACAGGGCCUGGUGGGGGUGUGAAAAGAAGUCCAAGCUUAUUGCAAGCAAGGGAAGAAAGAUUUUACUGCAGGAACCUUGAAAUGACUCUUUUUGAUGCCAGCGCCACAAAUGACUGGGGUUUGCAGGAGACAGCUGAUGCUCCACACGCUCGAGAAGAGCUAAGCUCCCACAGCAGAGUAUCUCAGAGCAGAAGUAAGAGAAAAGUUCAAGGCGGUGAGGCUUUGGCUCAAGCUAUCAGUCUCUACAAGAGCAAUGAGAGCAGCAGCAGACCUGAGAGAGAGGGUUCUAAGCAAAUGGAGCUGACAAAACUAGGAGUAGAUACAGAAGUAGACAGCACUAAUGGAGUGCUAGAGAGCCUACCCACGGCCCCUGAAGAGAUCAUGGGAGCACGACACUGCUUCCAAGGAACAGAGGCAAAGGGAGGAUCUGAUGUGGAUCUUCAUUCUGCAGUACCUCCUACAUCGAAACAUGUUUUUUCAUCUGCCAAAGGUGGCUGUAACGAUGAUGAAAGAGGUGGUUUGAUGUCAGAGUGUGACAGCAGUGAUUUGGACAGUUCUCAGAAUGAAAAUGCACCCCAGAUACGGGGAGCCUCCUCUCUACACAAUGACUCUGGGAGAUCGGAGGACGUGUACUCUGUCACAGAAGAGCCUAGGCUGCCUUGUCCUAUCCUGGGAUCAUCCCUGUCUCAGAUAUUAGCUCCUGCUGAGAAGCCAGAGAGAGAGUGUAGCUCCAAAGACACGAAACUGUGCCACACGUUGCAGGAAUGUGAAGCAGGUGCCAGCCCAGAACCUGACUGUGUUAAUUUUUUGGUGGAUUCGUGUGGGAAAUGCACUGCCCAGGAGUCUAACAGUGCUGGCGUGCAAACAGAAGUGAAUGAAGAAAAUGGCAGGACAGAUCAAGCUCCCGGAGCGUGGGGACAUAAGGUUGCAGAAGAAUUGCAGGUUCCCCCUGAGUAUCUCCGUCAGAUGGCUGACUGCUGGGGAAGCACCAGUCUCUGCCGGCACGUGGAAGUGGAGAUGACCCAAACCAGACAAACUGCUGAGAACUGCAGCAAAAUAGAGGUUGGUGAAGGAGCAGGGGGGAAUGAGCCUUCAGGAUCCCCGCUAGCACCUGUGCAGGCUCCCUUGGGGAACCUUGCUCCGUUGCGUGGCCCUGUGGCUUCUCCAGCUGGCAUCCUUCGUGGCUCACUGAACUCGGACGUGGGGAGCUCUGUGGACUCCAGUCUUGCAGCCAGAGGAGAAACUCGGCCUGCAGAGCCCUGUAAGCCCACUGGCCACACCAAGAAGUUGCUGGGAUUGGUCUGUGAAGAGAAGAGUUCUCUAAACACAGUAGCUUUAGAUAAAGGGAGAAACGAAGAGGAAGAAAGUGAGAAUGAGAGUCUCCGUGGGACAAGACUGUUCAAAAACCUGCACAUGGAUGUCAGUGCCCUGGGAGGCAGCUUUGAAUCCGAGGAGAACAGCAAAGCGGAGGAGGAGAACUUUGGCAGCCGCUUAGCCACUGAAGCUCGUCUCCAGCACCAGAGGAGUCCCGCAGAGGAAGCUGGCAGUCUGAGAGAGAAGGAGUCUUUAAAAUCAAGACAUGCUGAAGAAGGACAAGAGUCUUCCUUGGAUGCUGAUGAUGCAUGCCCUCCAACGCCGGGUAAAGUCCUUUCCGGAGAUGCUGACUGUGGCCUUUCUGGCCAGAACAAAGAGGAUUCUGAUGGGAAACUCACUGGGAAUGAGCUACUGGGCGAGAAAGAUGCUGAGGUGGAAGGUGACGUCUCGGCAGCUGAUGAGCUGCCACGGUCUCUGGAGGAAAGGAGAGCACCAGGGACAGAUGUGCCCGGCAGUCCUGUGCAACCUAGAGCUGCAUCUCCAGAUGCUGAAGCUGCUGAGGCAGAUCAGCUGGCAAGCCUGGCUGUCACCGUUGACACCGUGUCUGUUGAUGAAAAUAUAGUAAAUGAGAUGAGGGAAGAAGCAGCUGAUCUGAAAACAGACAGCAGGCUGGAUGCUGGCAAACUUUCCAAGGCAUCUGAGACCAGUGAAUGUGUGGAGGACUUGCAAGCUUCCAACCGCUCAGACCACGAGCUGAUUCAGCAUAUGGACCUGGCUUUCCAGAGUCGGUUUUCUGAGCAGGUAUUGGAUGUGGGUGUUCUGUCUCCUGUUUUAGACGGCCCCAUGUGCAAGGCCCAGGAGCUGGGAGAAGAAGAAAAAGAUCAAAGCAAAGCCAGUAUAGAAGAAGAGCAAAGCAAAAGAACAAAAGCUGCUGAGAGUGAGAGGGAUCAGAGUGGUUGUGAAACGUCAGGACAGAAGUGUGUUGCUUUAGAAAAUCCCAAACAAGAAGAGGUGGUGGCCCUGGAGCUGGCGGAGGGAUCGCUGGAUAGCCUAAUCAAUCUGGAAGAGCUUGCUGCCCCACAGAAAGAACAACCUGAAAAGGAAAUAAAACAAGAGCAGUCCCUGAGCCAGCCUAGUGAAGAAUCCCUGGAGGGAAUAGCCAAGGAGCUGGAGAAGGAGAUUGAACAAGAGAAAAUGCACUUACUGCAAGCAAAGGAGGAGAAAAUUCAGCAGUUCCAGGAGGAGAUGCGGCAGCAGGAAGAAGAAGAAGCUCAGAAGCUUCAUCAGCAAAAAGAAAAAUCCCUCAGGACUCUGAAAGAGGAUUUGGCAAAGGUUUCUGAGGAAGAAGAGUUGCGUGUGAGAAAGGAAGAAACUGAGAGACUCUCAAAGCUGCGAGCCAAAAUCGCCUCAGAGACUGAGGCAGAGGAGGAGAAGAUAAGGGCAGAGCAAGAGUUCAUGCUGCAAAAAUUGAGAGAAGAGUGGGAAUCACUGCAGGUAACGGAGAAGAAGAACUUGGAGAGGAAGAAGCAACUUGUUUUGGAGAAAAUGAAGCUGGAGAUGGAGGAAGCUCAACAGAAAGAGAUGGUCAGGCUGGAACAAGAGAAGGAACAAUUCCUCAGGGAGCUUAAGGAGAGAUUAGAAACAGAAAAGAGAAAGGCAACAGAGGAGCUGGAGAAGCAGUUUGCAACUGAAUUCCAGCAGCUGAAAUCUGCAGCAGAAGAGAAGCAUCAGAAGGCCAUUUCCAGCUUACAAACCCAGGCAGCGGAGGCACAGAGGAGUAAGGAGACUUGGCUGCAUGAAGACUUACAGAGAGCAGAGCAGAAAAUGCAGCAAAAAGCAUAUCAAGUAAUGGCAUAUGAACACGAGCUCAGUGAGCUUAUGAGAGAGAAACGCCAGGGAGUGGAAAAAGACCAUGAGAGGAAAAUGGAGAGGAUGAAAGAGGAGCACCAGGAGGUCCUGGCAAGGAUUCAGGAUCAGUAUGAAGAGGAGGAGAGAAAGCAAAGAGCAGAACUGUUGGAGGGCCUGAGAAGUGAGAUGGCACGCCUCCGACAGCUUCACGAAGUGGAGGUGAAAGCUCUGCAGGCAGAGCUGGAUGAGCGGCUGACCCUAUUGCAGAAUAGGCACAGGGAGAAGGAAAGAAAACUACAGGAUUCAGAAAAUGAGCUUGAAAUACGUGCAAAGAAUGUCAAAGCGAGAUCAGCGCAGCUUCUUAGCCAGGAGGAAUCUCUGAGGAAGAAAAGGCAGCAGCUGCUGGAUGAAGACAGACGGACUGAGCUAGAAAGAGAUGAAGCUGCUUUAGCUUCUCAACUCCGCCUAGAGGAGAAUCGGAAGGAGCACACCAGCCUUCUUGAGUCCAUCCGGCAGCUGCGUAGGGCUCUUGAAGAGCUCCAAGACCAGAAGGCUGAGCUGGAGGCCCAGGUGGAUUUGUUGCAGACCCGAAGCCAAAGGCUGCAGAAACGUAUCAGUGAGCUUGAGGCAGCUGUCAGGAGCAAGCAGGAGGUUUUGAAAGAACUGGAGGCAGAAGAAAGCGUGGAGUCUCCAAGAAAGAAAUCUGAGCUCCAUGUUGAAGACCUGAGAGAAACUAUUCAAGCUCACUCAUCUAGAGAGCCUGCUUCCCCACCUUCUCAAAGCCACGAGGACAGCAACUUGCAGUUUGACCAUGUCAGAAGCUACAUCUCUGCUGAAGGGAUCUCCAUCAGGAAUGCCAAGGAAUUCCUGGUGCGCCAGACCCGCUCCAUGAGGAAGAGGCACACGGCGCUGAAAGCUGCCAAGCAGCGGUGGCACCAAGAUAUGCAGAAAGCUCAGGAGGUGGUGCAGGAUCUUGACAGCUCCCAGCUCCUGGAGGGAGUGCGCAAGAACCUGGAAGAGGAAGCAAAGCAGCUGGACAAGAUGAAGUCGGUUAUGCGGAAAGGACAGGUGCUGCUGAAGAAGAAGGAAGAGAAACUCAGCCAGCUGGAGUCAUCGCUGUUGGAGGAGCUUUCAGAUGAAGAUACACUGAAGAGUACUGCAUACAAGAAGAUGGUGACUUUUGAUCUCAGCAACUCUGAGGACACAAACAGCGUGUCCAGUGCAAGCUUAGGUCAGCCUAAAUUUGACUUGAGAACGGAUCUACAGGUUGGCCCGCAGCUGGACAAGAUCCAAUACCUGACAGACUCUCUGCAGCUCAUCACCAGAGAACUGAACGGGGUCCUCGGCGUUUUGAGCUCUCUGAACAACCGCCAGUCUCCACUCUUCACUUCGACACAGGUGCCCUCCAAUGGUGUCCCUCUUUCUACGUAUGCAUCCCUGGCAGGACUUCAGGCAGGUGGCUCCGUGGUGCCUCCCGCUGGGGUGUCUCUGGUGGACCAGUGGGUCCGGAGCACUGGGCUGAGCUCCAGUCGCUCUUUCACAGCUGGGCAGACAGUGGACAGCAUCCUGGCAGAAAAGUGGCACAAGUAUUUUCCAGGUGGGUUCCCAUCACUCAGUGGAAGUUCCGGUACUCUGGACAACAAGCUGGGAUACGUACCUGCAGGUGAGCAAGUUCGCCUGUUCCAGCACUCCCAGUUCCAGAGCUGUGAGUCAGACAAGAUGAGUAUUCAAGGAAUGAUUGAGACCAACAAGAAAUGGCUAGAAGACUUCAAGAGGGAUUCAAAGGUACCUCUCUUCCCAGGUGCACAGAAGCCCCCUGCCAGCAGCCCCAGCCUACUUCAGCUAGGACUGGAUGAAAACAGGCAAAUAAAAGUGUACCAUUACUGAAAGGUGGGACUUGGCAUUUUCAGCCCUCAGCCUCGGGGUGCAGGACCUGGAGAGAUGGUAGCUGGGGCCUGUGUAGUCCCCCUGACAAUUUGGUGGGGUUCGCUCAUGCCCAGCCUACACUGUUCUUUGUGCUCUGCCCUUGAAAUAAAGUCUCAUUACAAGAGAGUGGAGGAAGGAGGAAGUGAACUUCCCAGGUGGAUUCCUCUAAUCCUGUAAUGUGUCCAAAUAUACUUUAUAGACUGUUUAAUCCAGUGGUGAAAUAUCAGGGCUUCAAUAAAUCAACAGUUCUCUCAUUAGUAUUCCAGCAAUCAUGAAGCAGAGCUGUGAAUUAUGGAGGACUUUGAGUAACUGGUCAAGGGGGAGGAGGUGAAUCUGUCUGAGACUUUGCUAGAGGAAAUGUGUCAGGAAAUGAGCCCACGCUGAUGCCCCACAAAUGCUUAAUCGCAGGUGAGCCAAGUCAUCUGGCUUUUGUGGCAAGCGCACGAGGAGGGGAGAAUGAACAGCAAAAUGGCUGGAGGCUGGGGAUGCAAUUAGGGAAUAGUAGGUUGUAACUCUCUGGAAAAUGUUCCUGUCUUGUGGGAUGGAAGCAACAGGAACAAAACCAAGGAUGGCUUUCAUGGCAGAUUUUCUAGAAAAGAGCUCCCUGCUUCCUCCUUUUUCUGCCAGGCUGGCCAGAACUGCACAGCGUAGCUGUGCUGGGGGAGCUCGUCUCAUGUAUUACAAAUGUGCUGAUGGCAACGCAGAGCAGGGAUGGCAAGAGAGCACGGAGCAGUUCCUGCUGGUGCAGGCGCUGUUAGGGCUCUCAGCCUAGUGUGAAUGUUCGGAGGAGACAAAGCCCCACCUGCGUCCUUCCGUACCCUGGGGAGAAGGAUCCGGAGCUCAGCAGCUGGGGUCUGCUCCCACGCAGCAGGGCUGUGCAGGCAAACCUGAGCCUGGGACCUGGGCAGCAGCCCCCGGAGCAGCUCUGCUGGGCUCUGGGGGGAGCAGUCUCCUGAGGCCAUGAAACAGGACUUUGCAUGGCUGGGAGCAAGGCUGAGGGCUUGGGAUGAGUUGCUCUCAGAUACGAGGAGGUGGCACACUGCUCUGCUCACCGGGUGGAGGUACUUGUGGUGCUGGAGGGGCUUCUUGCAGAGCAUGGCAGCACCCUGCCGGAACGCAGAGCUGCGAGGGGGCAGGUGGUGCUGCUCGAGCCAGUGGGGAGAAGUCAGGCUCGGCUUUCGUACUGCUAAGUGGGAAAAGUGGUAUUUGGUUGUUUUGUCAGCCUUUCCUCCAAGCUGACUUUAAAUAUUUAAUGCUUUAAAAAACGCUGUACCGUUUGCCAUUUUGUCUGAUGAGGAAGUCUGCAUUUCAAGGGAUCCCAUCUGUGAGAAAUCAUCUUCAAAGUCAUUCUCUCUAGAGACAGCUGAUGCAGGGAGGAUGGUGAAGUUGCUGUUCUUCACCCUUCAGUGCUGUUUGUGUUGCUCAGCGUGGCUAAUGAUGCGCAGCAAAGCGAGGCAGAACUCCCCCUCCUGCUUUGCUUCCUGGUUGUUGUAUACUGGCCCGACAUUGGAACAGUUCAUGCUGUGAGUGUGGCAGGGGAAUGUUUACAUGCAAAUAGAAGUCUAUUUUUGAUGAACAUUUUAAAACUCGAGAAGAAUGUCUGUAUUUACUUUUUUUUUUCUUUGCUGGACUCCUUAAAUUUUUCUGAAUUCCUCCUCCCACCCUUGUCCCGGGAUCUUGUGGCCGGGCUCCUGUUCGUGGGUCUGACCAGAGGCUUCAGGCGUCCCCAUGGAUCCUCGAACCCCCUGCUUGCCAACAAAGCAGGGGUAGUCCUCGCAGUCCUCGUGCCAGCCCCAUCACACUGCUGUCCUUGCUGAAGAAACCCUAGCCAGCUCCUACUGACCCUGGACGAAUGAGGAGACCCCAGGUGACCACAGGGGAACGGCAGCUGGCCGGGGGAAUCCCUCCUCCGUAGCAAGGGAUGGAUCAAAACGCAGAUUUCCUGUCUACUGUCGGAUUUACACCAAUCCCCGUCUGCAGGGAUUUUGCUUUUAGUUUCCCAGCUCUUGGGGGAUCUCAUGGCAGGAGCUCCAGUUGAUUUUGUAACAACCCCGCUGUGUUGGCUUCCUGCAGCACGGGGAGGUUGUCAGCCCCUUGGACACCGUCCGCAAAGCCACGUAGCUGAGCCCAGGGUUAGCAGUGUGGAGAAAUGCCCGCUUCCUUAGCAAUAACACGUUUUGAAAUAUGUUUAUCUUUCCUGUUGAAACUUGCGAUUGCUGUAUCUGGUUUUGUAAGCAAAUUAAAUCAACAUGAGUCUGUUUUGUA
Oxyura jamaicensis (ruddy duck) is the source of this 8496-nucleotide messenger RNA. RefSeq names its product centrosomal protein 164 (gene CEP164). The transcript is spliced from 32 exons. The record is from RefSeq and is a predicted model, not a curated record. NCBI's taxonomy places the organism in Eukaryota, Metazoa, Chordata, Aves, Anseriformes, Anatidae. Bases 154 to 6192 code for a protein of 2012 amino acids. Gene Ontology annotation, molecular function: protein binding.